AUGAGAGUCAAUGACACGUCUCCAUUUGAUUCCGGCCUGCUAACUUAUGAUACGAUCGAUGCAUCCAAUUUGGUGCCAGUGGUUAAGCAGUUGACAUCAGUCUGUCUUACUCCGGAAGCAGAGGUUGAAUGGUUGCUGAAAGCCAUCGCGUUGAUUGAUUUGACAACAUUGGCUGGUGAUAAUACGGUCACAAAUGUCCAUCGCAUGUGUGUGAGAGCCAGGUAUCCUCUAAGUCCUUGCAUUACGAAGAAACUCAGAGAUGUGUAUGAUUGGGAUUUGGGAGAAUUGAGACAAUAUCCACUGAAAACUCGACUACAGGAGAUCACAGAAGCAAUAGAUGACGGAGCCACCGAAAUAGAUGUGGUGUUGAAUAGGACGUUGGCACUUCAACGAAAUUGGAAAGGGGUCUAUGAUGAGGUGUGUGCAAUGCGUGCUGUGUGCGGUGGUAGGGCCCAUUUGAAGACCAUCCUGGCGGUAGGCGAACUCGGAAGCUAUGAGAAUGUGUAUGCGGCCUCGAUGGUUUGCAUGCUGGCUGGUGCGGACUUCAUCAAAACGUCCACCGGAAAGGAGUCAGUCAACGCCACUCUGCCCGUCUCUUUGGUCAUGGCUCGUGCCAUACAGGAUUUCAGCGAUGUCUGCGGGAUCAAAGUUGGUUUCAAACCAGCUGGUGGUCUACAAACUGCACAUGAUGCUAUGGAAUAUUCGGCUUUGAUUCUCAACUAUCUGGGAUCUGAAUGGGUUCAGCCAGAACUACUUCGAUUUGGAGCUAGUUCACUACUGGGAAGCGUCGAAUCAAGACUAUAUAGUUUGACUCAUGAUGGUAUGCCUCCACUACCCGGUUGUUUGAACUAUUCAUAAUCAUGUCUGCCAGCCUCAACACCUUUUCACCAUUGAUCCAUCCAGGUACUUUCCUUCUCUUUUUGACCUUAUGUGCUGGGGUUUUACUGGUUAUAGAACACGUUGACAUGCAAGUUUUCCUUUAUAUAUUAUUUGCACAAAGAAAUUUCUGUACAAAAGCGGGAUUUUUCUUGUACCGGACAUGGCUCCGCUCAGCCGUAGUGGAACCCAUACUCGAGCUCGACGCGCUGUAUUCAUCAAACAAACAAAAUAUAAGUUUGACUGGUGUGUUGUCGAUCUGGAUGCUCUUAGGCUAACAAAUGGGGCUGCAGGAUACUGGUCAGGGUGGAGGGGCAGGGAAAUUUAUGGGACAACCUGUCCAAGAGAAGCAGGUUUAUAUGUGCUUUGUGGCGUUCUUGGACGGAGUUGUAGUUGUGCAGAAUGAGUAGUUGUGGUACAGUGAUAGGUGAUUACCGGCGUCAGUCACGUAUCAACUAAUUCCUAGAGCACACAUUUUUCCGGUCAUUUCGAUAUUGAUCAACCCAUGUGUGUUUGGCCCGUGAGUGGAAUGAACCCAAGUUAUUGGGAUGCAACUGGGUGCACGUUUGGGGAUCUUGCGGAAUGUGUCGAGGUAAUGUCUUUGUCCCACAAAAUCGAUGGUGUUACAAAAGCUAGAUACUCUGUGCAUGCGUGUUGCUUUGCAACCAGGGAUUGAGUGCAACAUGUUGUUACUGCUUAUCUUCUGGGGGCUCUGAAUCCUCACUGACUGUUUCCUUCGUGAUCUGGUUGAGAUACCAUUCUCGGUUUUCAUCUAGCGUAUCCAGUAUCUGCAGAGCGUCCGGAUGUACGAGGUCCGACCAAGUUUCCCAA
Opisthorchis viverrini is the source of this 1707-nucleotide messenger RNA. RefSeq lists its product as hypothetical. Gene Ontology annotation, molecular function: deoxyribose-phosphate aldolase activity. The record is from RefSeq and is a predicted model, not a curated record. Gene Ontology annotation, cellular component: cytoplasm. The transcript is spliced from 6 exons. NCBI's taxonomy places the organism in Eukaryota, Metazoa, Platyhelminthes, Trematoda, Opisthorchiida, Opisthorchiidae. Gene Ontology annotation, biological process: carbohydrate catabolic process; deoxyribonucleotide catabolic process. Bases 1 to 858 code for a protein of 285 amino acids.